AGCGCAUAGAAACAUCUAUUAACUGGAUAACGAAUGUAAAAUACGAUGGCAGAUACGGAAGACACAUCUAUAACUGACAAGGAUAAUUCAAAGAUUUGUAUUCUGUUGAACGCUACUGGGAAUGUUCCAAUCAUCAAAAAACGUAAAUGGACCGUGGAUCCCAAUAAAACUGUCAGCUGGAUACAAAAGUUUAUACAUCAGUACCUUAAACUAGAUGCCAGCGAACAAAUUUUCCUUUAUGUGAAUCAGACAUUUGCACCUGCACCCGAUCAAAUUAUCAAGAAUCUUUACGAAUGCCACGGAACUAAUGGCAAGCUUGUGCUGUAUUACUGCAAGAAUCAAGCAUGGGGUUGAUAAGGUCAAUCGGCUUCAGCUAGUCUGUAAAAAUUAGAUUUAAGUUAAUAUUACGUAGAAUAUUCGAUUUAUGAUAGAUUUUACGUAUUUAUAUAUGUAUAGUAUAUAAAAUUAAUUCAAUGCAUAACUGAGCAUU
Molecule: messenger RNA, 490 nt
Organism: Rhagoletis pomonella (apple maggot)
Lineage: Eukaryota; Metazoa; Arthropoda; Insecta; Diptera; Tephritidae
Gene: Atg12
Product: autophagy protein 12-like
Biological process (GO): C-terminal protein lipidation; nucleophagy; autophagy of mitochondrion
Cellular component (GO): cytoplasm; Atg12-Atg5-Atg16 complex; phagophore assembly site membrane
Source: RefSeq, a predicted model, not a curated record